This is a messenger RNA of Haliotis rufescens (red abalone), 1135 nucleotides long. RefSeq lists its product as uncharacterized. The transcript has 4 exons. NCBI's taxonomy places the organism in Eukaryota, Metazoa, Mollusca, Gastropoda, Lepetellida, Haliotidae. The record is from RefSeq and is a predicted model, not a curated record. Gene Ontology annotation, molecular function: protein binding. The coding region runs from base 101 to 943 and encodes 280 amino acids.
AUUGUCAGUGAAGGGUGACAUUGUCCCCGAUAAGGGGCAUAUAUAUAAAGGAUCACAUCACGGUCAGAGUUACGUGGCAGUCGGUGUCUCAACGCUAAAGAUGUAUGCUAUUUGUGUAUUGCUAGUAUGUGUUCACAUUUCAAGAGCAGUUACUCCCCAAUUUAGCUCUGCUCAACAGAUGGGAAUAGUUGGGAGCCAUGAAGUUGACGAGGCGUCUGGACUCGCCGCCAGCAGGGAACACGCUGGUGUUCUGUACACCCAGAACGACAAAGGGGACAGCAGUAGGAUAUUCGCAAUAGCUGCUGACUCAGGCAAGCUUCUGGCCACAAUGAAGAUCGCUCACAUUGCCAACUACGACUGGGAGGACCUGGCGGUGGGCCCGUGUCCUGGGGCGGGGUCGUGCAUCUACAUCGCAGAGACGGGGGACCACGCGGGCGACGGCGCCAAGGACAUUAUCUACAGGGUGAAGGAACCGGCUGUCAUCAAGGACCAGACGCUCAAUGUCCUGGACCAGUUGCACUUCAGAUGGGCAGAGCAGGACUGCGAGUGUGUGAUGGUUGACCCAGCCGGAAACACCUACGUGGUGUCCAAGGUCCAUGGAGGACGUGGCCUCAUUGCCAAACUUCCAUCCUUCGGCUGGGGGGGUACCACCGUGGAUGCAGGUCCCUCCGAGCGCGUCCCCAUCACCUCCACCCACAACGACCCCAACGGCUGUGACAUCUCCCCCGACGGCAAAGAGAUGUUGAUCAAGGCCCGUGAUGCAGUGUACUAUUGGGCGGUGCCUGACGGCGAUUAUGUGUCUGCUGUAAAGAACGCACCUGCAAAAUUACCCUACCAUCCUGAGCCACGUGGAGAAUCUGUUGCCUGGACUCCCAAUGGAGAUGGCUAUUACACACUGUCUGAAGGGAAGAACCAGCCUCUUUACCUGUACAAACGUGUGUAGAUCAAAUGAUGCCUCGAGAACCAUGAACACUGUUGAAGGCACUGAUUAACACUUUCACAUAACAAUGAGUUUAUAUAUGGAUGUUGGCGUCCUUGAAUUUAAUGAAAAUGACAUUUACAUAUUGUGGAAUGGAUCUCGGCCUUUGAUGUAGUUGUCCUUGGAAAUUAUAUAUAAAUGUUUUACAUAAAUGUC